AUGGAUUCCAAAGCUGCCGUGCAGUUCAGUGCCCGAUUAGCUGCGGAGCUUCCUGGAAUUCGACUCCCGAGCACUUUGGUCUUCGACUACCCAACAUUGUCCGCGGCUUCCCCAGCUGAUGGUCGAAAGAAACGAGCGGUGGCAGGCUAUGCAGCUGAGUCUUCUCAGCCCAAACAACAACAAAUAGCGGGGAAGACGCGGGUAUCUCCUGAUGAGCCGCUGGCAAUCAUUGGGAGUGCAUGCGCAUUCCCAGGUGAAGCUGAUGCUCCUGCAAAGUUCGGGGCAUUGCUCAAGCUUGGCACCGAUGGAGUUGUUGAGGUUCCAUUCACCCGGUGGGAGCUCGAUGAAUACUAUGAUGCGAACCCAGAUGCGACGGGGCCUGAGUUCGAAAGUAGCUUGGUGCUGGAGACAUGUUGUGACUCCAUGCUGGACAGCAACAUGAAGCAGGAGUCAUUGGUGGAUAGCAGCGUUGCUGUCAUCAUUGGCCUGUCCAACAAUGAUUGGAUCCAAGUCCAAAGUGGCGACAUCCGCAAAAUCAAUCCCUACACCGCCACUGGCACCUCAGCUUCCGUGGCGGCCGCACGUGUUGCGUAUUGCUUUGGGCUGAAGGGCCCAGCGUACGUGAUUGACACUGCCUGCUCUUCCGCUUUGGUAGCUGUGGACAGUGCUUCGAUGAAUCUUCGACGGGGACGAUGCAGUGCUGCCGUGAGCGCAGCUGCAAACGUCAUGGCCAGCCCGGCAACCUUCAUCAGCUUCAGCAAACCGCGUAUGCUCUCGCCGAGGGGGAGGUCCUUUACCUUUGAUGCCUCUGCAGAUGGCUACGGACGCGGAGAAGGUUCAGGUGCUGUGAUGCUCUGCCGCCUACUGGAUGCUCACGGCCUAGCACGGGCUGCUCUACGGGGCAUUGCUGUGAACCAGGAUGGGCGGAGCUCGACGAUGACAGCGCCCAAUGGACCCUCUCAGACUUUGGUCGUCCAAGUGGCGCUGGCGGAAGCCAAAAUGAAUCAUCAUGAGGUGUUACACAUGGAAUGCCAUGGCACUGGCACCCCUCUGGGCGAUCCAAUUGAAGUUGGCGCGCUGCAAGCUGGUAGCAGGGCCGCCUCCCUGCAAGAGGGGCGCCGACAGCAGUCGCUGGCAGUUUCUGCAGUGAAGACAUCUGUUGGGCAUUUGGAGGGAGCUGCCGCAUCACCUGGCCUACUCAAGACUGUGACGCUGCUGAGUCGAAGAUCUGCAUUUGCAGUGGUCCAUUUGUAUUCCCUAAACCCGCACCUGGACCCUUCAGAAGAUGUUCCACAGGUUUUCCAAAAUGAGCAUGUGCCUCUAGGCACUGGGCGUCGGACAGGAGGACUUUCCUCCUUCGGAUUUGGUGGAACCAAUGCGCAUGGUUUGCUGGGAGAAUCAGAAGUUCCUGUGGAUUUCAUCACACUUCAACGGCCUCCCACCUAUGUCAAGACAGCUUUUCCUUGGCGAGAUGCUGGGUUUCGACUGCUUCGUUCGCAGUUAGACUCAAACUUUGAAGUGAGCAUGUCCUCUGAUGUGUAUGACAUCGUCUCUCAUCAUGUCGUUUUUGGAUCGAUUGUCACACCAGGAGUUGUGUAUGUUGAAAUGGCGUUGGAAGCUACUCGAAAGCUGUUUGGUCAUGAUGUGGCCUUGAAGGAUGUCACGAUGGUUUUUCCGUUUGUGAUACCCAAUCGUUUUGCAGAAGACGCAGGUUCACCUCCGAUCAUGCGAUUCAUGUUGAAAGGCGAUCGCUUUGAGAUCCAAAGCAUUGCAAACGGAAAAAAGACAACUCAUGUGGAGGCGUCGUUGGAAUUUGGGUCAAAGUCUGACAAAGGCUCAGUCAGCACGAACGCUGCAAACCUUAACCUCGAGGAGCUUCAAACUCGCAUCAGUGAGCUCAUCGAAACAUCAGUGGUCUACGAGGCGAUCAAUUCAGUUGGACUUUACUUGGGGCCGAUGUUUCAGGUGGCUAAAAAGCUUUGGAGGAAGGAAGUGGAAGACACGGACGGAUGCAACGAAGUAUUGGGCCUGCUCCAACUUGACUAUCCAGGUGUCAAGAAUGUAGGUUACAUCUUACAUCCUGCUUUGCUGGAUGGAACUAUUCACAUUCUUGCAACUGCAUCGAUCGGAAAGAAUGUCGCUGGGUUGAAAAUUUUUGGUGGGGUUGGGAAAGUGGCGAUUGUGAAGAGAGCAAACUUCUCGAACUUGGAAAGAUACUGGGUGCACAUGAAGAUUACCGAGUCCCUGGAAGCAUCGCAAACCUUCAACGUGACAGUAGCUGCUGAUGAUGGAUCUGUGCUACUGUACAUGGAGGACGUGGUAUUUAGAGCAGUAAAGCCAGAGCAAAUCCAGAUGGCAAUCUCAGCCCAGGGUGAAAAAGACGAUGAACAGAAAUACUACGAAGUCGAAUGGUCAGAGGAGCCGCUCAAAAGGAGCUAUUGCCGGGGUAAUGGCCUUGUUCUUGCCGACACUGACCAAGCCUUAGGUGCCCUUCAGAAACUCUGGUCAAGUGAUGCGUCAAGGGACGUCAAGUUCUUGACGCCUGCAGAAGUUGAUACAAGUUCUCUUGAUAGCUAUGAAUGGAUACUGUGUUUUAGCAACAGCAGCAAGAGAGAUUCUUUGGUGGACAACUUGCUCUUUGCAGUCAGAUUGUUGCAAUCCUUGGGAAAAUCUCACCAUCCUAAUUUCCAGUGCUUGAUCCUGGCGACAUCCAACACUCAAGCAGUGAGGGCUGGUGAUAUGUCUGGUGUGUUUUGCCCAUUACAUGCUGGACUUUGGGGUCUAGCUCGAGCUUUCCGCAAUGAGAAUCCAGCGCUGAAAGUCUUGUGUUUUGACUUGGGAGCCACACAGGGACUUGAAGAGCUUUGUCAAGUGCCCGAAGCCUCAGGAGAUCUUGAAGUGGCUUUGCGGAGAUCGUGUCAAGGAGGCGAUGCCGCAUUCGUUCCUUUUGUUCCUCGUCUUCAAGAAGCAAAGCUGGAAUCCACGAGCCAGUGGGUGCCAGCAGGCGGGGCUUACAUCAUCACUGGUGGUCUAGGUGGUUUGGGAUUGACCUUCGCUUCCUGGUUGCUGGAACGAAGUGAACGAAGGGCAAAAGUGGCUUUGAUUUCUCGGAGUGGAAAGCCUCCCCAGGAUUGCCAAGUAGCCUACGGGCGCUUGGCUUCGAAAGUCUCAGUCCACAAGGCUGACAUCACCUCUGAUGCUCAAGUGGCUCAGGUCUUUGAAGCGAUUGAGACCCAUUAUGGAGGUAUCAAAGGAAUUCUCCAUGCGGCAGGAGUGCUUGACGAUCAUAUGGUUGCUGAUCUGCAACCAAAGCAUGUGACGCCAGUCUUGGCGCCAAAAACCUAUGGAACUCUUGUCCUGCAUGAUGCCUGCCGAAACUCGGAUUGCCAAUUUGCUUUAUUCUCAUCAGUAGCUGCCCUGCUUGGAACGCCAGCACAAGCGAACUACUCCGCUGCCAAUGCCUUCAUGGACUCCUUUGCUUCGUUCUUGCGUGACAACGGCCAACAAGCCGUGAGUAUUCAGUGGGGUCCAUGGGCUGAGGUGGGCAUGGCUGCACGGGCAAACACAUCAGAGUCAAGUAUUGUGAGAAUCUCGGCAAGAAAGGGAUUGGAGGCCAUGUCUGCCAUUUUGACAGCGUCUGCAAGCCUGCGGACUGGCAUCAUUAGUGUGGCUCGCAUCAAAUGGGCCACAUUGCUUGGACAACUGGGAACUCAAGCCCCUUUCUUGAGCAAGUUUACUGUUGCAAAAAGCACGAGCAGCAAUGUGUUGGGAAAUUACACAUUGGAAGAUGGAGCUGUGGAGGGCAUCAAUCUGACACCCACUCUCAUGUUCGACUAUCCGACGGUGCCGGAUUUGGUGGAGUACAUUUGGUCCCAGGUUGGGCCAGCAGAAGAAGAAGGCAUUCAAGCUUUACAGGUGGGCAGCUUCAGUGACCAGCUUGCGCUGGCCAGUCACAGUGGACGUUUCCCUGGCAGCUUCUCGAAUCAUCCAGGCGACUUCUGGCAUACCUUGACAUAUGGCUUGGACACGACUGCAGAGCUGCCUCCAGAACGUUGGGACAUGGAUGCUUUCUAUGAUUCAGAUUUUGAUGCGCCUGGGAAGACCUACUUGAGGCUGGGACAUUUCAUUCCUGGCAUUGAGCAGUUUGAUGGAGAGUUCUUUGGACUCAGCGAAAUGGAGCAGAGAGGGAUGGAUCCGCAUCAAUGGCUUACAUUGGAGAUCACCUAUGACUGUAUGUUCGCAUCAGGCUUGACAAAGGAGUCGAUGAACGCCCUCGAGUGUGGCGUUUAUGUUGGCUGUGCAACUCUUGGCGGGAUCGAACCGAACAUUCCCGCUUUUGGGCCUUUCACAAACAUUGGUUAUGCGUAUUCUGGCUUGUCUGGCCGGGUGUCACACACACUCUCCCUGCGCGGACCUUGCUUCACUGUGGACACGGCCUGCUCAGCAACAGUUGUUGCGCUUGACUGUGCCAGCCAAGCAAUACGGUUGGGUCGCUGCAAAUCUGCUGCAGCUAGCGGUGUGAACUUACAGCUCUCUGCGGCCAUUUGGGUUGGCUUUGCAAAGAUGCGAGGGCUUGCAAUGGAUGGAAAUUGCAAGACCUUCGAUACCUCGGCCGACGGGUUUGCUCGUGGAGAGGGGAUGGGCCAUGGAGAGUCCUGCGUGCUGCUCUUGCAGAGCGGGGAACUCUGCCGGAGGAUCACCAAGACCAUUAUUCAUAAAUCUUCAGGGCUCACGCCUCACAAGGGCUUUGCGGAUUGUGCUUCGUUUCCAACCUGCAAGGUGGGAGGACAGAGUGCAGUGUAUGGCAAGAGCCGUGGCUCGUUCCUGCUAGCAGCCGGGAAGACAAAUCUUGGCCACCUUGAAGGUGCGGCAGGCGUUGCCGGGAUCAGCAAAGCAGUCCUUUCAUGCCAGCGGGCGCAGGUGCCAGCAUUGUUGUGGCUGCGCCAGCUCAACAACAAUAUUGAGCUCUCUGGGUUUUCUGCAGCGAUGCCAACGGAGCUCCUUGCUUGGCGAAGGGAGAAGAAGAUAUCCUCCGUGUCCUCUUUCGGCUUCAGCGGCACCAAUGGGCAUGCUUUGGUGGAGGAAGCUGAGGUGUCGGCCCCCCCGCCGAGAGCCAAAUAUGCCAGACGGAUGCUGCAGGCGUAUCACAUGUGGAUGCAGGACUUUUCCUUUCAAGAGGUUUUGAUACCAGUGGAGCUUUCUACGAUGGACAGCGGACAUGCAGACACCAUCGUCAUUGGAGAUGGUCCCAUUUUCUCAGCUGCUUCAAGCUGGGCAACUGCGAAAGUGCAGGGGUAUCUAGGCGGGAGCUGACGGCUGACAACUAAGACGAGCUUGUCUUCAAUUCUCGUCUUCCAUAUCUCAC
Durusdinium trenchii is the source of this 5365-nucleotide messenger RNA. The record is from the annotation of a GenBank genome assembly. Lineage: Eukaryota; Dinophyceae; Suessiales; Symbiodiniaceae.